AUGAAUUACCGAAACAAGACAACAACAUGUUGUGGGCAUUCCGAGUGGGGAUUUCUUUCAUUAUUAUUGGGAUCGUCAAACAUGGAACCAUUCAAUUUGAUGGCCACCACUACAACAACAACCAAUACUUCCCACUUGCCGUUUAUAAAGCAAGUUGGCUUUUCCAACAACAACAAUGGCUUUCAAAAGACUCCUCUCUCCGUUAUUUGUUUGGAAUGUGCCUUGAAAUUCAUGUUCGACAGCUCGCAACUCUCACUCCGAAGAGUAAAAGCCUUGCAAAUGGUGAGAAUGUCAUUAGAAGGAAGAAAUUGGAAUCAGCAGAUGCCCAAAAUUGCAUCAUCUUGUGCUACUCUAGUGAAGGAGAAUCGAUCAAUGAUAGGCAAUAGCCAGCAGAACUCUGUUCCCUCAUUCAACAUGUUGAGUAGUACAAACUCUCAAAUUGAGAAUGAGGAGCCUCAACAUGCAUCAUCAUUGUGUUCCAACACCAUUUCCUCCAUAUUAUUGUCAUGCAUUUUAGGAAUGUUAGACCGAACUCGCAAUGAGAAAAAUGUUCUGGCCACAACCCACGCUCUUCAAAGAGAUUCCUCAGAACCGUCGCACCAAAGAAAAAAUGUGGAUCAAGAGUUAUUGAGCGAGAUUAUUGACUUGUUUUUUCAACAAGUUAGCCAUGACUUUUUAUUGAACCACUUGACUCACAUGACACAAAUGCUCAUCGAUCAGAACAAAUCAGAACAAGUUCUUGAGUCGGACUGGCUUCGUUUUGUUUGUGGUUUAUUCACUGCUUUGCAAGAGAGUCACGCUCGUAUUAACGAGCAAUUCGAGGGAUACUUGAAUUCCAUGCUAAAGCUUUGUGUGUCAUAUUUCACCGAUGGCGGCAUGGACACCUCUGUACUCGCUCAGUACACGCUCGAAAAGAAAAUCACAGCACUUUUUAUUAUGAUCAAAUAUUUACAGCUUGACACAGAAAACCUCUCUCUUGACUCGUUCGAGUCACAUGAUUUUGUAACUUCUCUCUUAAAUUGCUUGCUUAAACAGAACUCAGAAGACUUGCACAUGAAUGCUCUUGCCGUUUUGUAUGGCCUUAUUGAACGGUUCUGUCUUCACUACAAUUCGAAGGAAAAAUAUCAAUUCAUUUCUAUUCUUUUAAAUGAUGCUAAUACUUUGAUUGACGCCUUAAUUUCAGUCAUACUCUCUCCCAAUAUUGGCAUUCAGCUACUUGCAUCAAAAAUUAUCCAACUAUUGUGCAGCCCUCGGGGCAAUGAAAAGUUAUCACAGGGCCAUUUCACAACGAGCUUUAUGAACUCUGAUAUUUGGGAUUUUAUACUUGAAUGCCUGCGUAAGAGUGAGUCUGCUGUAUUGAGUGAAAUUUUAUUUUCCAUAUUAUGCAGUUUUGUAGAAUAUCAAAGUUUGACAUUGGUUGGUGACAUGACUUCCAAAGACUUCACUCAAAAAAUAAUACUGAUGGGUAUUGACAUUUUUACCACUUAUUUUUCACCAGCAUGCAAUUUAAUGAAUGCAAUGGAUGAGCACUCGUUAUCCAUCAUGCAGUCGAUACUGAAAAUUACAAAAAUCUGUUUUCUCUCUUCAGAAAGCCUUGCAAUCCAUCAAGAAUUGGAAGAGAAUAGCAGCCCACAACUUUUUAGCAAGAUUAUUGUGCAGUGCACGUUUUGUGCAAAUUUUAUGUUAUCGAUACUAGACAAUCAGCAGCAUCAAAUCGAAUAUAUUCCAGAAUUAAUGACAAUCAAUCUGCUGAACACUUUAAAUGACUUUUUGAAAUAUUUCAUUGAUGAUUCCUUUCCUCAACAGAGAAGAGUGGAUAUGCAUUCCUUUUUCAACAAAAUGCUGGACAUUUUCAAAAUUUUAUUGACACAAGCAGAAUUUGAUUCUACAUUUGAAGAAUUUUUAUUGCAAUUUCUUUCAGUUUGCUUAGUUGGGUACGAAAAUGGAAAUUUAUUGCCAUUCGCUGAAAAGAUAGACGCCAUUUUAUUGAGUUGCUUCAAGUUGUCCAUGUUUAUUUCGUUGCACAGCAGAAUGAGCUCUGUAUAUACUUCAUGCCUUAGUUUUUUUGUUUUGAGACUCAGAAAAGAACACAACACUGCGCUUGCGAAACAGCUAAUGGAGAGGAAGGUCUUCUCGUUGCUUUUUCAAUCUUCUUCUGCGGAUCGUGACUUAAUUCAAACCUUUAAGAUUCUUUCUCUUCACGUUUUACAUACAUUAUACUUCAUUGAUAUGAAUCACUAUUCGGAUUCAGUGAUUCGAGACAUUUGUUUGGAUUUUGAAAAUUUGAGAAACAUAAUGUCCUGUAGAACAAACACCUUUGCCACAUUAGAAUUCCUUCUAGCGCUGCUGCACGCUUCGUUUUUUAAUGAGGAACAUCCUAUUGGUCAUGAGCAAGCUCAUUCCUUGCUUACGCUCUUUGCAGAAACAGCUGCAUCUUGCGUUGAAAUUUCUCCUCUGUGCAAGCUAAAAUUUAGUGAAUUAUUUGCAUUUCUAUGUUCUGAAUUUGGCUUGAGAAGUUCCCAUUCACAUGCACAAUUAGUCGUCAAGUGGUAUCUACAAGUGGCCUCUACCUCCUUACCAAUAGAGCUCACAAAUCUUGCUUGUAUCGUAAAAUGGAUCUCAAGACAUCAUGAAUCGACAUUACCUGGUGUAACAUUAACAUUUAUCUCGAAUGUGGUAUUGCUUCGUACUGAAGAUGCAAGAAAUGGACAAAGUAGUAUUAGCGGUAUUUCAUUGUUGCGGGAAGCAGGAUUAGAUGUUUUUCAAUCACUCAUGCAAAUGGUCUCCACAGACAAGCAGUUCAAUAGUCUAUCCCAUUCCAUGAGGUAUAUUUGUUUGUUUCAUGAAUACUUUAUCAACGAGUUGCAUAUUAAUGAGAGGGAAAUAACAUCUUUAUUGCAGCAGGUUGUGGAACCAAUUCUUUGUACUUGUUACAUUUCCUUGAAGAAAGGAUCAUAUGUGAAUUCAGAAAUUUGUCAACUAUGUGACGAGAUUUCAACUUUCCUACCAACUUUAUUGACAAGAACAGACCUGGCUGUGCCAUUCUCUUCAUCGCUUACCACUCAACUCAACUCGCUUUUUCAACUCGAGCUUAAACUAUUUCAGAUCGUAACAUUUGGUGGAGAUGAGUUAUGGCCAUGUUGCAUCUCAGUGGGCAAUAUAAUUAGCUUCCUAAUGUUUCUGCUUGCUCGAGAAAAGAACACGAUACUCAUCAAACCUAUUCCACUCCAUAUGACCAAUAGUCAUUCAAAAGUCAUUUCGUGUGUUGAACACAUUAUUGAACGCUUAGAGCCUUUCCUCUCUAAAACGACAACAACUAUGGUGACGCUCUCCUCAAGUUCAACCAUGUCAUACACAAAGAUAAUGUCUUUUAUCCUCCAAUUGCAAACCUCUAUUUUCAUCAUGAUGAAAAGCGCCAGCAACGUGAGUGUGAAUAUUUUACUUCAUGUAAAGUUCAUAGAAACGUAUGGCCUCAGUCAUGAAUCCCCACUUAUUCGUGUGAUGGCCUCAACAGCACUUUGUACUAUUUGUUCCAAGUUGGAAUAUGAUGAAAAAUGUCAGGUUUGGAAGUAUUCUCUCGUGCACACAUUGCUUAACAACAUUUUAAAUCAAAAUGAAGAGAUUAUUGCUUUCAAUUCUGUGUAUACACUUUACAUGCUCGAGUGCUCUCGACCAAAGUCAAAAUCAGUUCUGUCACAAGUCAUGUGGAACGAAUUUAUCGUUCGAACCAUAAUUGCCGAUCAACUCAAAGCUGCUACCUUUGAUGGCAACUCCCAACACACUGGCAGGUACAAUUCUUCCUUUAUUUUGUACUUGUACUAUUUGCAUACCAAGAGUCCAACUCCCCAUCAAUUCUUUUCCAUGUUACAUCCAUUUCUCAACAAUGAAAAUUUUCUUCAACAAUUAUUGAACUCUGUUGAAACACCAUGCAUAUCAGAAUGGCUCUCAUUGAUACAAAUUUUCAUUGGAACUUUUUCUCCACUCAAGAAUGACAUAAAAUCCUUAGUAAGGUCACAAUUCGGAAGAAUUUUGUCUGAACUGGAGGAUUAUGAGAACGUUGAGGCCAUGAAAAUGCUUUCAUAUACUCUACCGUCAUCCUAUCCUUAUUUCUCGACAUACUCUCCACAACAACAACAGGAGCGUCUGACUCUACCACAGAGGAACACCGCACUUCCAUUCCUUUCAAUCUUCACCACGGAAUUGUUUGUUAUUGGCGAUCUCAUCUCUAGUCCAAUCUCAAAAUGUUCAUUGUCACUGACAAAUACUACCGAAAAUAUUGUAAAGAUGUGCAAAGAUGCCAAAUUCAUGAUUCAUCAACAAUAA
Molecule: messenger RNA, 4323 nt
Organism: Naegleria fowleri
Lineage: Eukaryota; Heterolobosea; Eutetramitea; Acrasida; Naegleriidae
Exons: 3
Coding region: 1-4323 (1440 amino acids)
Source: RefSeq, a predicted model, not a curated record